UUAACGUGCGCGCAGCCGAUAUCCAAUCGCGACCGUUAGCUGGGGCCGAAUGCCGUGGUACCAAGGAGGAGAACAAUCUGACCGACCGUGCCGGGUGAUGUGAAAAGUCACAAUAUCACAUCAAAACCAGCGAUUCCAGUCGCAUGCUUAGACCUGGCAAUGGGAUAUGAGAAUGACUAUUCGUCAAAGGGUGAUGGACACGUCUGAUUGUUGAGUAAGAUUCGGGCCGCUAAAUAUUCGUGGAGCCUUGACUCAACAGUUGAUUGACAGCAGCAUCUCCAGUUCACCUCCCUCUGCGUGGCACUCUUUUAAUCACCUCAGAGUCUCUGAAGGAAGAAUAUCACUGAGGGAUCAGACGCCUCCCUACCAUACACUUCCUAGCCAGAGUCACCCAGAACAUCACCUCACCCUCAACUCCCCCAAGAGGGAGAGAACAGCAGCCACCAUGGUGCUGUCACAGAGACAAAGAGAUGAACUAAACCGGGCCAUAGCCGACUAUCUCCGUUCCAAUGGAUACGAGGAGGCAUAUUCCACCUUCAAGAAAGAGGCUGAGUUGGAUAUGAAUGAAGAGAUAGAUAAAAAGUAUGCAGGCCUUUUGGAAAAGAAAUGGACCUCAGUCAUCAGAUUACAGAAGAAGGUGAUGGAGCUAGAAUCUAAGUUGAAUGAGGCAAAGGAAGAGAUGACACAUGGUGGACCUGUUGGUCAGAAGAGAGACCCCAAGGAGUGGAUCCCCCGUCCCCCAGAGAGAUACGCCCUGAGUGGCCACCGUGCUCCGGUCACACGUGUCAUAUUCCACCCCGUCUUCUCUGUCAUGGUCACAGCCUCCGAGGAUGCUACCAUCAAGGUGUGGGACUAUGAGGCAGGGGACUUUGAGCGAACCCUGAAGGGCCACACGGAUUCUGUGCAGGACAUCUCCUUUGACCAGACGGGAAAGUUGCUGGCUUCGUGUUCAGCUGACAUGAGCAUCAAACUUUGGGACUUUCAGGGGUUUGAGUGCAUUCGAACAAUGCAUGGCCACGAUCACAAUGUGUCGUCUGUAGCCAUCAUGCCAAAUGGUGACCACAUAGUGUCGGCCUCCAGAGACAAGACCAUCAAGAUGUGGGAGGUGGCCACUGGGUACUGUGUGAAGACAUUUACAGGCCACAGGGAAUGGGUGAGGAUGGUGCGUCCCAACCAGGACGGCUCGUUGAUUGCCAGCUGCUCCAACGACCAGACGGUGCGUGUCUGGGUGGUCGCCUCGAAAGAGUGCAAAGCUGAGUUGCGGGAGCAUGAACAUGUGGUAGAGUGUAUCGCCUGGGCCCCUGACACUGCUCACCCCACCAUCCUAGAGGCCACAGGCUCGGAGAGCAAGAAGAGUGGGAAACCUGGCCCCUUCCUUCUCUCCGGAUCUAGAGAUAAAAAAAUUAAGAUGUGGGACAUCAGCAUUGGCAUCUGCCUUAUGACUCUGGAGGGACAUGACAACUGGGUGCGUGGGUUGUUGGUUCAUCCUGGAGGAAGAUUCAUCGUGAGCUGUGCUGAUGACAAAACCAUUAGGAUCUGGGACUACAAGAACAAACGCUGCAUGAAGACCCUUUAUGCCCAUGAACACUUUGUUACCUCUCUCGAUUUCCACAAGACUGCUCCCUACGUGGUGACGGGCAGUGUCGAUCAGACAGUCAAAGUCUGGGAGUGCCGCUGAGACGGUCUCCAUCUUUUGCCCUGUCCUGGCCCCCUCCCCAACCCCAAAAGCAGCCCUUAGGCCCCGCCCUAUCCCACCCCUCUCUUGUCUCUCAGCCUCGUCCUUCUGUCCUGACAUCUAGCCCAGCCCCUUACCUCUCGCACUCCAAUCCAUAGUUGACCAUGGCGCUUUAUCUUCUCCCCGUCCGGUCUCCUUUCCUUCCCUCCUCCCCUACAUCGGUCCAGCCCUAUUAAGAUGACUAUUGUCCUUUUAUGUAAAUUAUUCUGGAUGUAGGGUACGCUUAAUAAAUGUCACGCAAUCUCUGACACAUAAACACACUCAAAAGAUGAGAAGUAUUCCUUGCAUGGUGAUUCAAACAAAUACUGGUAAAUUUGCCGAACUUGCAUACUGUUCCUGUCAGGUCAAAGGGUAAAUAUCCUUGUGUGCUGGCGCAGGUGGAUUCCAGUUAACUGACAGUGCACGAAAACCAAUGGCACCCCUUGUUGAGGGAGUUUAGCUUUUGUUUUGUUUUACUCCAUGCUUUCAUUGUUGUGGUCUGUCACUGCGUGGAUGGUGAUAGAGAAGGUGUGAGGAAAGUACGCAUAAAAGAAAGGAUGAGUGGAAGCUGUCCGGGGUAGAUGAUAACAAGUUGAAGAAAAAACUAAGCAGGAAGCAGCUCCCUAUCGAAUCACAUUUGGUUCUGUGGGCGAUUGCACGUGUACAUGUGUGUAUACUUUGAGUGUGUGUGUGUAUGUGUGUGUGUGUUUGUAUAUUAUGACAGGAGAAUCUCUCCAUCGUCUCUGCUCUGAUGGUCAGAGGAGAGCGAGAGGAGGCAAAGCUUCUCAUCCACUGUGUUCAUUCAUACUUACUUCAUCCCUUUUAACAAACUUGCUUUCUCGUAGACACUCACAGGACCUUAAUGAUCCCUAAGCUGCUGAGAGCACAGGCACACGUCCCAUAGCAAAAGUGUGUUUUACAGAGGAAAAAGUCUGCUCACCUUCUAUGAGGUUUGUGUGUGUGUGUGUGUGUGUGUGUGUAUUUCGCCCCAGAAAAUCGCCUAGUGCCCUCUUGCUCACUAUCUCUGCCUUGUUAACCCAUUGAGGGCUCCCUCACAUGGGAUAUUCAUCCUGCUUUCUGUGGUCUCACUGCUCUCUUUACACACACAUACACUCACAAAUGCACAUACACGCACAGUAAAAAUUGUGUAUCAAUAUAUCUGGAUGUCAUUGUUUGCAACAUAAUGAAAUAAAAUUCUGUAAAUAUAA
This is a messenger RNA of Cyclopterus lumpus (lumpfish), 2922 nucleotides long. RefSeq names its product platelet-activating factor acetylhydrolase 1b, regulatory subunit 1b (gene pafah1b1b). The transcript has 11 exons. Gene Ontology annotation, cellular component: nuclear envelope; microtubule associated complex; kinetochore. NCBI's taxonomy places the organism in Eukaryota, Metazoa, Chordata, Actinopteri, Perciformes, Cyclopteridae. Gene Ontology annotation, molecular function: dynein complex binding; microtubule plus-end binding. The coding region runs from base 446 to 1678 and encodes 410 amino acids. Gene Ontology annotation, biological process: vesicle transport along microtubule; establishment of mitotic spindle orientation; microtubule organizing center organization. The record is from RefSeq and is a predicted model, not a curated record.